Molecule: messenger RNA, 4079 nt
Organism: Salvelinus sp. IW2-2015
Lineage: Eukaryota; Metazoa; Chordata; Actinopteri; Salmoniformes; Salmonidae
Product: serine/threonine-protein kinase SIK2
Biological process (GO): protein phosphorylation; intracellular signal transduction
Cellular component (GO): cytoplasm
Molecular function (GO): ATP binding; protein serine/threonine kinase activity
Source: RefSeq, a predicted model, not a curated record
AUGGCUCUGACGUCAAUGUACGUCAACGAGAGAAUAUGAUGCCUCCUGCAAGUCAACUCGUGUACUUUAGUUAAUAGAGAUAGCUAGCUGAAAUAUUAUAGCCUUAUUGUUUUGGAGAACGUGGCGUGACAGCCCGUGUCACUCGUAAAUGUCAUCUGUCGUCUCGUUGGUCUGAAGGGUUGUUAACGUUCAAACUGGCAGGGCGACCGAGAAUUGUACUUUGUCUAUUUUGAAUAGACACAUUUUAGCGGGCGGUUUGUUUUGCCUUCCUCGAUAUCUGUAGGCUAAAGUUGCGAGCCCUUACCUCCUCACCCCAAACCACAUUUAAUACAGCAUGGUCAUGGCUGACAAUCACCAAAAACCGAUGUUCCGGGGUCCUGUCCGAGUGGGCUUCUACGAUAUCGAACGUACUCUGGGAAAGGGUAAUUUCGCCGUUGUAAAGCUGGCUAGACAUCGCAUUACCAAGACCGAGGUUGCCAUUAAAAUAAUAGACAAGAGCCAACUAGAUGCUGUGAACCUGGAGAAGAUCUACCGGGAGGUACAGAUCAUGAAAAUGUUGGACCACCCGCACAUCAUCAAGUUGUACCAGGUAAUGGAGACCAAGAACAUGCUCUAUUUGGUGACGGAGUUUGCCAAGAACGGGGAGAUUUUCGACUACCUGGCCAAACACGGGCGACUGAGCGAGCUAGAAGCGCGGCGCAAGUUCUGGCAGAUCCUAUCAGCGGUGGAGUACUGCCACAACCGUAACAUAGUCCACCGAGACCUGAAGGCUGAGAACCUGCUGCUGGACGGACACAUGAACAUCAAGAUAGCAGAUUUUGGCUUUGGGAACUUCUUCCAGCCCGGGGAGCCCCUGGCCACGUGGUGUGGCAGCCCCCCCUACGCCGCUCCGGAGGUGUUUGAGGGACAACAGUACGAGGGCCCCCAGCUGGACAUCUGGAGUAUGGGGGUGGUGCUGUACGUGCUGGUGUGUGGCGCCCUGCCCUUCGAUGGCCCCACCCUGCCCGUUCUCCGACAGCGCGUCUUGGAGGGUCGCUUCCGCAUCCCCUACUUCAUGACAGAAGACUGCGAGCACCUGAUCCGGCGGAUGCUGGUGCUGGACCCGUCCAAGCGUCUGUCGGUGGCUCAGAUCAAGGAGCACAAGUGGAUGGCACUGGACGUGCCUGUGCAGAGGCCCAUGCUGUACCAACAGGAGGGGGACCUGAGCGUGGGCGAGUACAGCGAGCAGGUUCUGCGACUCAUGCACAGCCUGGGCAUCGACCAACACAAGACCAUUGAGUCUCUCCAGAACAAGAGUUACAACCACUUUGCUGCUAUCUACUACCUGCUGGUGGAGCGUCUCAAUGCCCACCGCUGCAGUUUCCCUGUGGAGCAGCGGCUUGACGUACGCCAGCGCCGGCCCAGCACCAUCGCCGAGCAGACGGUCGUCAAGCCGAGCGAGCCGAGCGGUGGCUCCCCCCAGGUGGGUCUCCUGCCCCAUGGGGUGCGGGGUCUACUACGCUCCCCAGCGCUGUCCCAAGCCUCUGUCGAUGCCUUUAACUUCCCACAGUCGCCGCUGCUGCCCGAGCACAGCUUCAUGGUCGAGGAUGUGGCCACUCCUAAAGUGAACGGCUGCAUGCUGGACCCCCUGCCCCCCACAGUGCUGCGCAAGUCCAGCGUGUCGUCACCCAGUAACAUGAUGGAGACGUCCAUCGACGAGGGCAUAGAGACGGAGGAGCCCGAUGCCGAGGACGACCCCGCCCACUUCUUCUCCGCCUUCCAGACGGCCCGCUUCGGCCAGCGCCGACACACCCUGUCCGAGGUUACUAAUGAGCUGGGCCCCGUCAUCAACCAAGAUAAACUGUUCACCAUGGGCCACAACCCGUCCCUGGGCAGUGUGGACUCUGACAUGGGCUACGACAUGGGCUCCUUGCACAGUGACCUGGGUCUGCUGGAGGACGCCCCCUCUCUCAGCGAGGUGGUCCUGGCCAACACCCACAGCUCGGGGUCCCACGUGACCCAGGGCCCCUUCAUAAGCCAGCGGCCCCCCAACCCCACCAUGCAGGCCCUGAGCUCCCAGAGGAGGGAGGCCCACAACCGCUCUCCCAUCAGCUUCAGGGAGGGCCGCCGCGCCUCUGACACCUCCCUCACACAAGGUCUGGUUGCGUUCCGGCAGCAUCUCCAGAACCUGGCACGGACCAAAGGCAUCCUGGAGCUGAACAAACAGAUGUACGAGCAGAUGGGCUCCGGGGAGGACCCGUCCUCCAUGAGGACCCUGGGGCCCCAUGCAAACCUGGAGAACCUGCUGGACCCUAUGCUGCAGGGCGAGGUAUCUAAGCACGAGGAUAACUUAGCUUUAUACCAUGGUGGUGCCCAGCCUCUACUGUCCCGAAGACAGAGCCUGGAGACACAAUAUCUCGCACACAGACUACAGAAAGCUAGUGUUAUGGCUAAUGUGAGUCCUGCUAGCUGCCAGCUCUUCUGUAAGGAGAAUCCUUGGAGUCUAGAGCAACAGCUGCAGGAGCAUAGGUUGCACCAGAAGAGGAUGUACCUCCAGAAGCAGACCCACCUCCAAGCCUACUUCAACCAGAUGCAGAUAGUGGAAGGUUCCUAUCCUGGGGACCACGGGGCCCCUCCACAGCAGCAGGGGGCCAUGGCUGGGGCCCACCAGCAGCAGGGCAGCUCCCAGGCCUCCCCUCCCUACACCCAGGCCCUCAGCCCCUUCAUUGAGCCCAGUGCCAACCUGGUCUACGACCACUACCUGGCCCAGCACUACCCCCACCCUCACUCCCACCUCAGCCCAGUAUUAAUGCCCCCUGCCCUGGCCGGCCAGCUGCAGAACCAGCACACCGAGGCCCUGGGAUACAGCUACCAGCUGUGUGACCAGCAGGGCCAGUUCCACUCCCCGCAAGAGGCACUUUAUCCAGAGCAAUACGAGUUCCACCUGGACCCCGGGCAGCCGCACCGGCCUGGCCUAGGAGAGGCCCCUGUUGCCGGGUACGAGGGGCUGGCGUUACCCACCGAGCUUCAGGACUCCUUUCUGGACAGCGAGAUGAUGGAGACUGUAGACUCGCAGCACGGCUUCCUACUGGUGAACUGAAGCCGGUAGAACUGUGGGGAGAAAGCAGUAUUACCGACAGUUGAAAACCUACACAGCAUUAUGUUGUAGAUGUCAUGGAGUGGAGUUGGGGGUCAAGGUACAGGGGAAGUGUUUUUUUGUAUCAAUGAAUACUAUUUUUUUUUUAGUUGUGGUGAACCAACCUCAGAACCUUUCUACCAAAAUCCUCCCCAUCUCCCUUCUUCCCACUUCUCUGUUCCCAUCAGCCCUAUGCUAGGAUCCAGGCCUGGGUGAUGGGGGCGUGCCAGCAUGGUUGGCUGGCUGGGUAUGUGUGGAUGGAUGUUGCCAUGAUGGGGGGUGUCACGUGUGAAGUGAUAUCGCUCCACAGGAACACAACUGCCUCAAAGCUGACUGCAGCCGRAGCGGCCUCGUCGAGAACAAGUGCUGGACGAUGCAAGAAAACUUAGCACAGUUUGGUCGUUUUUGGAAGACGUGCACAACGGAACUUGGCUUACCGAAAGCACAAACCAAACGACAAAGAUGCUAUUUUGUAUUGAAAUAGGACAAGAACUCUCAAAAACACGUUGGGUGUUUUGAAGUAGUAAAAAUAAUAAUAAACGAACAAGAGACUAAGUAAUUAAUUAAUGCGCACUUGAUAAGUGCAGUGUUAGUCAAUAUUUUAUCGUGGCAAUAUUGAAGCAACAGGCUUUUUCCUCACCAGAAAGUCGUACUUUAAUGUGUGAUGUUUUUGGGGAGAAUUCCAGUAUGAUGACUCACAGCCAACAUAUCCACAGUGACCGCUCAUCACUGCACUAGACCGUGAUGAUAUAAUCAGGAGAUAAUCCCCCCACUAAUACCAUCGCAGCAGAUAAAAGGGAAGAAGGGAAAAUAAUAUUGUAUAAAUCGGUUAGAUAUUUCCAACAAACUACACAUCGGAUUGUGAGGCCCUUUGCUUCACGAGGAGCUAAAAGGAAUACAGUGCCUUGCAAAAGUGUUUUUCCUAUUUUGUUGCAUUACAACCUGUAAUUUAAAUUGAUUUUUA